Messenger RNA from Ectocarpus siliculosus, 3714 nucleotides. The record is from the annotation of a GenBank genome assembly. Lineage: Eukaryota; Phaeophyceae; Ectocarpales; Ectocarpaceae.
AUGAAAGUUGUCAAGAAAGCGGUACCCAAUCGAAAGGCAUCCGCCAAGAAAAACGACAAGGCUGGGAGCAAAGCCUCGAAGACCAAGAAGAGCACUACCGCCGGUACCAAACCAAGUCGCAAGAGGGGUGCGGCUGGAGGAGGAGGCGCAGCAGGAGCUGCAGCAGCGGCCAGCGAUGAGGAGGAUGACUUUGUCAAUCGUAGAGCCAAGAAACCCAAGACAGGCCGUAUCGGCAGAACUGCUGGCAAGAACUAUCCUCCAGAGAUUCAAGCCGCGCUGGGCAGAGCUCGUAUGCUGUACGUCAAGGGCAAGGUGGUGGAAGCAUCGACGGAGCUCUCUGAAGUCGUGAUCCAGUGCUCGUCUAUUCCAGAGCCGUAUGCGCUGCUGGCGAUGAUUUACCAAGACGGCGGGAAACACGAAGAAGCGCUCAUGUUCUACAAGCUCGCGUGUGCUCGCGACACGAAAAAUUGGGGCAAUCAUCAGGAGGUCGCUCGAAUCGCAGGCAUUCUCGGGGACCACACGUCCAGGCUCGAGGCUUUGAAGGUGCUGGCCCGCCUCCGGCCCAACGACCUCAACGUUGCGAUCGAAAGGGCGAGAUGCUUGCUGGAGCUCCAGAAAUCCAAACAGGCGUUGGACGUUUACGCGAAGGCCGCCAAGCGCUUCCCGAGGAAGCUGGACAUCUACCUUGACCUCGCGGAGUGCGUUGAAUGCGUGUCUCCUCAGCAGAACAUCUUCGUGCAUCAGGCCUUGGCAUCCUGUCUGCGGCGUGUCGUCGGGAAAAGGUAUCUCGGGCCAGACGUCAGGGAUCUCGCAGACGGCUUCUCGGCCAGGCUCCGCGAAAUCAAGCUCGAGCACCCCAAACCGAAGCGCCUGCCAGCGCGCAGGCCGGGGCUGCCGUCCAAGCGUGAGGGCGAGGUGGCCAUGACGGCGACCGCUCUCCUCGUGGGCAAGCUCAUGGAGAGCCGCAAGAGACAAGAGCCGCAAUACGAGGUCGCUGUGCAGGUAGUUGAAGGCCUCGGCAGCUGGCUCAACUCAUGCCACCGGAUAGCUUGCCGUGACGACCUCGAGUACGAAUCGGGGGAAGGAGGAGAGGAAGAUGAGCUGGAGGGCGAUGGAGAACUUGAUAGCGACAGUGACGUGCGAGACAGCAAUGAUGACGGCACCGACGACGAGGAGGACGAUGGGUCGAAUUUAGACCGAGACGGCGGCAGCGAGGAUGAGUUGGACGGUAACGACGACGACGGAGAGGAGGACGAACCCAUGGACACGUUCGAGCUGGACCCCGAAAUUGUGUUGCGCUAUGGCAUCUGCCAGCUGUAUUGUGGCGAAAAGGAGAAGGCGGACAACGCCCUCCUUUUCCUGAAGGAUGAGGAAGCCGACGGGCCUCACGGCCAUAUGAUGUUGGAGGUGGCCAAGGUUUACGCGGAGACGGGUUAUCUAGUAGAGUCGCUAGAACUUCUGCGAAACGUGGCACAAUCCAAGCACCCUCGCCACCGCCUGGCCAGCGUUCAGCUCGGUGCUGCGUACGCAUCCCAGGGAAAGCACGAACUUGCCUCGAAUACCUAUUCCGUCGUCCUGGCAGAGCGCCCACACCACGCCGCAGCUCUAGCAGGGAUAGCGGAAGCUGCGUACUGGCGAGGAAAGGGUACCGUUCCUGCGGCUCUAUCGGCGUUGUCGACAGCCGUGGAGAGAGCCACUAAGGCUUGGACGGACGGCGGUCUGGCGGCUUCCCCAGCAGAGGAUGAUGACGAAGGGGAAGACGCCACCGCUUUCCAGAGACUGCAGCUUCUUAUGCAGUGGGCCACGCUCAGCCUCAUGGAGAACAACAGGGCAGACUUUGCGUGCGUGGCGGUUCCCCUGGUCAGCGUCGCACUGGGCCAGCUGGUGCAGCGGCAGGAGUUUGAACAGCAGAAGCCGCCACCUGUGCCGCCGGUUCGCUCGCAGGAGACAGCACGAAGCGGUCGGGCAGGACCGACCAAGCCAGGACUACCAUCUGGCUCCAAGCAGGGCGAACAGGUCGGGCGACGCGCGGUGUUCUGGCAUUUGGUGGAGGUCGUCCGUUCUCUGAAGGCCCUGGGAAGCUCUGCUGAGGUGAAAAAGUUGGUCGAUGCAGCAUUGCAGCCGAACGGGUUACUCAGGGGAUUAGAAAAGGAAGAUCUUCAGGCGGUCGUCGCCAACGCUGACACAGCUGUGCUGCGCACUAUGCCCGGCGGAUCCCCAAUUCACGGCCCCGCUUCGCGUGAAGGCUUUCUUUUGGGCCCUGCCAUCACCGGGGACCCCUCGGCAAACCCCGACGGCGACGAUUCUCCGACCGCGGUUGCUCUCAUGUCCGAGCAGUACUAUCCCCCGCCUUGGCGGUGUGUCGAAGAAAAGGAUGACGAUGGGUUGCCCCGUCGGGCCGGGCGCGCGUGGCGUCCUCCCACGCGCUCCUUGCAUGGUACCGGUCCGCGCCGAAGCCGCGGUCGCGCUCUGAUGGAGCUGGACGAGCGGAAGGACGACGGGGAUGCCAUUUGUACGACCGUGCGGGCGCUGUCUAGGAGGCCGGGAAACGACGCCGUGUGGAACCUUAUGCAGCGAGUUGCGAUGGAGCGCGGAGUGGAACAAGCGGAUGGGGGUUUCCACGGGGAGCAGGUUGAGGCGCUGGUAUCGCGGCACCGUGAGCGGCCCCAGGGACUCCUACAUCGGGCCCACGACGCCGCUAUCUGGAAUCGAGCCAAGCACGCACUGAGGCUGUACAGUCAUGCGCACGCCACACGCCCGGAAGAACCGCUCCCGAUACUUUGCCUCGCCAUGCACAUCUGCCGCACGGUGACGGUCAUGGAGACGAUGGUGGAGAACGAUGGCGUGUGCGUACUGCAGGCUCUUGCUUGUCUGCACCGCUACGCCCACUUGCGCAAGGAACAGGCGCAAUCUGCUGGCGAAGAAGAUCCCACGGUGGGUAGCACCAGCGGUUCGGCUGAUGCCACGAUUCCGGAGGCUGUUUUGGAGCAAGAAAUUAUGUACAACCUGGGUCGGGCGUACCACCAGGUGGGACUGCCAGAGCUCGCGAUGGAGUACUACAGCAGAGCCCUGCAGGUGAAGGACGAACGCGGGGACGAGUUGCGAAGCUGGCAGGGAAGCGAUGAUGGGGUCACGAAAGAAACCGCUCACAACAUGUGUGCGCUGUACAAGAGAAAUGGGCAGACUGCGAUGGCUCUUAGCGUUCUCAACAAAUAUCUUGCCGUGGGUUGAUUACCUUACAGAGGGUAGACACCGCUGUUGUUGUGAGGGAGGAAGGGAUAAUAUUGUGAGAAAUUGGCGGGGAUGAGGGGGACUCGUGCACACCACGAGUACCUCGCUAGUUAUAUUCGCGAUCAAUUUUGGUUGCGUCGUUGAUGUUUCCGUGUUGCUUCUAGCAUUGGCGUUUGUGUGGUACGCGCUGUGUGGAGGCUAACGAUAUUUAACGUGUAAAUACCAGACAGGGGCGAAGGAUUAGUCAUUGACAAGCAAUAGGCGAAUACGCCAACGUUGGGCUCGGAGAUCAUGUUACCAGCAUUCACUCUUUUUGUUUUUGUUGCGAAUCGCAGCAGGCCUUCACGAGUGCAGAAUGUGAGGUGCGCAAUGAACGACCUCCGCUCAUUUUUCUUCAAUUAAUUUCAUGAGUUUCGGAGGUGUCUUUCGACGUCGUGGAGGUUGUGUGCUUGUUGUGGCAAGGCACCUGGCACUGAAGCUGUU